GCUCUGCUGUGUGGGCAGGACUCAUCCCUGCAUCUCCGCACAGACCUGGCGCCAUGCCGCUCAAGAAACCCGACCCGAAGAAGGAAGCAGCCAAACUGGCUCCAUCCCUGGAGCCACCCAGGGAGCCUGCCUUCAACCCUAAGAGCGUGAAGAUUGAGUUCACCGCCGAGCAGAUUGAAGAGUUCAAAGAAGCCUUCAGCCUGUUCGACCGGACGCCAGCGGGAGCCAUGCAGAUCAGCUACGCGCAAUGCGGGGAUGUCCUGCGGGCGCUUGGCCACAACCCCACCAACGCAGAGGUCCUGAAGGUGCUGGGCAAGCCCAAGCCAGAAGAAAUGAACACAAAGAUGCUGGACUUUGAGACCUUCCUCCCCAUCCUGCAGCACUUCACCCGCAACAAAGAGCAGGGCACCUUCGAGGACUUUGUGGAAGGGCUGCGUGUCUUCGACAAGGAGGGCAAUGGCAUGGUGAUGGGAGCCGAGCUGCGCCAUGUGCUGGUCACACUGGGGGAGAAGAUGACAGAAAGCGAGGUGGAGCAGCUCAUGGCAGGACAAGAAGAUGCCAAUGGCUGUAUCAACUAUGAAGCUUUUGUCAAGCACAUCAUGUCUGGCUGAAAGAAUAAACUUCAGGCUCUCGGCACUGUCUGAGCCCACUGAGCGCCGCCAACAGCAAGGUUUGUCCCUUACUCCCUGGAUGUCACACGUCUGCAGAGAUGUUUUGCAUGAGCCACCAUGAAGAGUUGGCCUCCACGUGCGUGCACCUAAGCCUUGGUAUACAAUGAGACAUCUGCAACUUGGCUUUAAACCUUAGGUUAUUCUUCUCAGGCUUUUUCUGUGACAUUUGGCUCAUUAAACUUCAUUCCAUCCUCCCCUAAAUGGUAUCACUCCUUUGGCUUUGGGCUGCUCAUUGAGGGGGUAGAUGGAAGAGACGUCUCAGU
Messenger RNA from Falco peregrinus (peregrine falcon), 934 nucleotides. RefSeq names its product myosin light chain, embryonic. Lineage: Eukaryota; Metazoa; Chordata; Aves; Falconiformes; Falconidae. Gene Ontology annotation, cellular component: myosin II complex. The transcript is spliced from 7 exons. Gene Ontology annotation, molecular function: calcium ion binding. The coding region runs from base 54 to 611 and encodes 185 amino acids. The record is from RefSeq and is a predicted model, not a curated record.